Molecule: messenger RNA, 2586 nt
Organism: Coniosporium apollinis CBS 100218
Lineage: Eukaryota; Fungi; Ascomycota; Dothideomycetes
Exons: 4
Coding region: 1-2586 (861 amino acids)
Biological process (GO): ribosomal small subunit biogenesis
Cellular component (GO): nucleolus
Molecular function (GO): RNA binding; protein binding
Source: RefSeq, a predicted model, not a curated record
AUGCGACAUCAGACCUACAGAGGCCCGAAGCUACCGAGUGCGCUGCUUGGCCAGAUCGGAGAUGCCAAAGCUACAGGACGCAAAGGACCCGGGCGCAAUGCGCCUGGCGGCCGCAAAGAACGGCGUAAAGCGGAGAGGGUGCAGAAGAAGACGCAGCGGAGGCAGCCAAGGGUGACAAAGACGCUUAAUGAGCCUGUCGAAGAAGACUCGGACGAUUUUGAGGGAUUUGAAGAGGAGGAUGAUCCAUCACCACCGCUCAGGUCUGAGCCGGGCGUUCAGAAACCGGAAACACAGCAGCCCAAGUCGAUCCUCAAACGAACUCAGAAGGCGGAUCCAGGAACCGGAGCUCGGGACAGGCUGUCCACGUCACCAGGACCAGAACCGCGGAUAUCGAGAGGUGUCCGGGAUAAGCUGGCAGAAGACGAUGCGGAGAUUGCGGCCCUGGAGAAGAGGCUGGGAUUGAAGAGCAAGAAGCUUCCGAAAUCUUUUGAAGAUGAUGGAUUAGAUCUGCUUCUAGAGGGCCUGGACGAUGAUACAGGGUCAAGUGGCAUGGGCAAGAGAAAGAGGACGGAUGAUGAGGAGUGGUUAGCAAAAAAGAGACGAAGAUCCGGGAGAGAUCAGAUUGAGGAGCAUGAGAGCAGCACCGAGACUGAGGAGGACGAAAGUGGGGAUGAGGGGAUGCUCGAUGAGGAAGGCGAACAGUCUGACUCCGAGGAUGGCGACACUCUCGAUUCUUUGAACGACGGCAAAGACGACCGCCACCAGCCGCUCAGAAUACACAACCCAGAGGAAGAUGACGGCUUUGACGAUUUUAGCGACGAUGUCUCAGACACUCCAGAGGAGGUCCAGCCUCGCAAGGUCCGAGAGAAUCCUUAUGUAGCUCCCGUCUCCGGAACCAGCGACCGUUCAGCGAAGUACAUACCCCCUUCUCUUCGCGCACCAUCGACCUCCGAUGCUGAGUCUAUGGCUCGGUUGCGGCGCCAGUGUCAAGGGUUACUCAAUCGACUCUCCGAAGCCAACCUUUUGACCAUUCUGAAGGACGUGGAACAAAUAUAUCAGCAAAACCCUCGUCAGUACGUUACCUCGACGCUUAUCGAACUGUUACUCGGUUUGUUAUGCGAUAGAACAGUCCUGAAUGACACUUUCCUCAUUUUGCACGCUGGUUUCAUCGCAGCAAUCUACAGAGUUGUUGGUGCAGAUUUUGGGGCACAGCUGGUUGAGCGUAUAGUCACUGAAUUCGAUAAGUUCUACAAGUCAUCUGCAGACGGCGGAGGCAAGGAAGCCGCAAAUCUCGUGUCUUUGCUCUCGGAACUUUACAAUUUUCAUGUCGUCGGCAGUAACAUUGUCUUUGACUAUAUCCGCCUUUUUCUCGAGGAGCUUUCAGAAGUCAACACGGAGCUCCUCCUUCGAAUUAUUAGAAAUUCUGGACAACAGCUUCGCUCGGAUGAUCCGUCCUCCCUGAAAGACAUCGUGGUUUUAUUACGAAAAGCGGCGACCAAGGCUGGCGAGACAAACCUAUCUGUUCGCACCAGGUUCAUGAUGGAGACUAUCAACAGCCUCAAAAAUAACCGCAUGAAGACCGGCGUCGCCGCUUCCGCCGUCAACACCGAGCAUACAGUCCGCAUGAGGAAGACCUUAGGGACGCUAAACACGCGAGCUGUCAUGGCUAGUGAGCCGCUGCGGAUCGGUCUGAGCGAUGUCAGAGACUCAGACAAGAAGGGCAAGUGGUGGCUCGUGGGUGCGAGUUGGAGGAACUCAAGUGCAAACCAAAACCCCCAGACAUCCAAAACUCAUUCGCAGGAAGCGGAGAAGACUACAGACGAGCUUGCAAACAUCGAUAGUGGCUUGCCAGACCUUCUACAACUCGCUAGGGAACAGCGUAUGAACACGGACAUACGUCGGGCAAUAUUCGUCACCAUCAUGUCAGCCUCGGAUUAUAAGGAUGCUCAUCUCCGGCUGUUGAAGCUGAAGCUCAAGAAAUCCCAAGAGCUCGAGAUACCGCGCGUCCUCAUUCAUUGUGCUGGGGUCGAGCAGCGAUACAAUCCCUACUACACCUUGAUUGCGCGCCAGUUCUGCUCUGAUCGGAGGCUCAAGAUGGCGUUUCAGUUCGGGCUAUGGGAGCUCUUCAAGCGCAUGGGAGAGAGGACAAACGAAGACGAUCUCGAAGAGAAUGACGAUGAGGAGGCAGAUGACAUGAAUAUGAGGAGAAUCGUUAACUUGGCACGGAUGUUUGGUGCGCUGAUCGCGGAUGGGGGCCUCUCUAUUGGAGUGUUGAAGACUCUCAACUUCGCUUACCUGCAGCCAAAGACGAAGACUUUCGCUGAGGUUUUACUCACUACUGUGAUUCUCCAGUCGCAAAAGCGUUCGUCUGGCGAAAGAGAUACCAAAGCCCUGCUGGACGUAUUUGAGAAGGUCAACGACGCGCCUCAGAUGGCGAGGGCCCUCCAAUACUUUCUCGAAAAGGUUGUUAAGAAAGGGGAUGUAGCUGGGAGCAAGUCGGAAAAGGAAACGGUUCGGUGGGGAUGUAGCCAGGCUGUUGAUGCGUUGACGGCAACGGUUGCAUCGGCGGUCGUAGAAGAGGACUAG